Messenger RNA from Tachyglossus aculeatus (Australian echidna), 420 nucleotides. RefSeq names its product histone H2B type 1-O. Gene Ontology annotation, molecular function: DNA binding; protein heterodimerization activity; structural constituent of chromatin. Bases 35 to 415 code for a protein of 126 amino acids. The transcript has a single exon. The record is from RefSeq and is a predicted model, not a curated record. Gene Ontology annotation, cellular component: nucleosome. Lineage: Eukaryota; Metazoa; Chordata; Mammalia; Monotremata; Tachyglossidae.
UUUCUUUGUCUUACCCGAGACAUACUGCUUCGCAAUGCCUGAUCCAGCCAAAUCCGCUCCGGCGCCCAAGAAGGGCUCAAAAAAAGCCGUGACCAAGGCUCAGAAGAAAGAUGGCAAGAAACGCAAGAGGAGCCGCAAGGAGAGCUACUCCAUCUACGUGUACAAGGUGCUGAAACAGGUUCACCCCGACACGGGCAUCUCGUCCAAGGCCAUGGGUAUCAUGAACUCGUUCGUCAACGACAUCUUCGAGCGCAUCGCCGGCGAGGCUUCCCGCCUGGCUCACUACAACAAGCGCUCCACCAUCACUUCCCGGGAGAUCCAGACGGCCGUGCGCCUGCUGCUGCCCGGGGAGCUGGCCAAGCACGCCGUGUCCGAGGGCACCAAGGCCGUCACCAAGUACACCAGCUCCAAGUAAAUCGA